Molecule: messenger RNA, 3600 nt
Organism: Cuculus canorus (common cuckoo)
Lineage: Eukaryota; Metazoa; Chordata; Aves; Cuculiformes; Cuculidae
Gene: GOPC
Product: golgi associated PDZ and coiled-coil motif containing
Exons: 9
Coding region: 326-1687 (453 amino acids)
Biological process (GO): negative regulation of protein localization to cell surface
Cellular component (GO): membrane; trans-Golgi network transport vesicle; Golgi apparatus
Molecular function (GO): transmembrane transporter binding
Source: RefSeq, a predicted model, not a curated record
GGUCGGAAGGAAGCCGAGGGGCAGCGGCUGAGGCCAGGGGUGCGGGCCCUGCCCUGCCCUGCCCGGGGGUUUGAGGGGCGGUGGCAGAGGCAGCAGCAGGGUCAGAAGCAGCAGAGGCAGCGGCAUUAGAAGCAGAGGCAGCAGAGUUAGAAGAAGCAGCAGAGGCAGAAGCAUCAGCAGCGGCAGAGGUAGAAAAAGCAGAAGCAGCAGUAGCAGAGGCAGCAGGAGCAUCAUCAUCAUUAUCAGCAGCAGCAGAGGCAGGAGCAGCAGCGACAGGAGCAGCAGCAGCAGAGGGAGAAGCAUCAUCCUCAUCCUUAUCAUCAGAAUGUCGGCUUCGGGUGUCGGUCCCUGUGGCCCGGGCGCCGCGGGCGGCUCGACGUCGGUUGGCGGAGUGUCCAUGUUCCGCUGGCUGGAGGUGCUGGAGAAGGAGUUCGACAAGGCCUUCGUAGACGUGGACCUGCUGCUGGGCGAGAUCGACCCCGACCAGGCCGACAUCACGUACGAGGGGCGGCAGAAGAUGACCAGCCUCAGCUCCUGUUUCGCCCAGCUCUGCCACAAGGCGCAGACCGUCUCCCAGAUCAACCACAAGCUGGAGGCACAGUUAGUUGAUCUGAAAUCUGAACUGACAGAAACACAGGCAGAGAAGGCGGUAUUGGAAAAGGAAGUGCAUGAUCAGCUUCUGCAACUCCAUGCUGUUCAACUUCAGCUACAUGCCAAAACGGGUCAGAAUGUUGAUUCUGGGGCUAUUAAGGCAAAACUGUCUGUCCUUUCUGUGGAUGAAAUGGAGAGAGAACUUGAAGCUAACAAGAAAGAAAAAGUGAAAGAAGCUCAGCUGGAAGCUGAGGUGAAGUUGCUGAGGAAAGAAAACGAAGCUCUUCGUCGACACAUAGCUGUGCUUCAGGCUGAAGUUUAUGGAGCAAGAUUGGCAGCCAAGUAUUUAGAUAAGGAACUAGCUGGAAGGGUCCAGCAAAUUCAGUUGCUGGGCCGAGAUAUGAAGGGACCGGCUCAUGACAAGCUCUGGAACCAGCUUGAAGCAGAAAUACACCUUCACCGUCACAAAACUGUUAUUAGAGCUUGUCGAGGUCGAAAUGAUCUAAAACGACCGAUGCAAGCACCACCGGGACAUGAUCCUGAUGCCUUAAAGAAGAGUCAAGGUGUUGGUCCAAUCAGAAAAGUUUUGCUAGUUAAAGAAGACCAUGAAGGACUAGGAAUCUCAAUCACAGGUGGGAAGGAGCAUGGUGUUCCAAUACUGAUCUCUGAAAUCCAUCCUGGACAACCUGCUGAUCGAUGUGGAGGAUUACAUGUUGGUGAUGCUAUUCUGGCAGUAAAUGGAGUUAAUCUAAGAGAUGCCAAACAUAAAGAAGCUGUAACUAUUCUUUCCCAGCAGAGAGGCGAGAUUGAGUUUGAAGUUGUGUAUGUUGCUCCAGAAGUUGAUUCAGAUGAUGAAAAUGUAGAAUAUGAGGACGAGAGUGGACACCGUUAUCGUUUAUACCUUGAUGAAUUGGAAGAAGGUGCAAAUUCAAAUUCUAAUAGGAAAGAUGCAAAUUUGGAUGUCAAACCCUCACAAGUGUUUGAUAAGAAACCCAGUAUUGAUGCACAUGAAAAUGGAGACCUGGGGAAUUCAGUUGCAACUCCGUUAGAAGACACUGCACCCAAAUUAGCCCGUUCUGCUGAGUCUUUAUCCUAAAAACAAACAAACAAAAAUCAACCGGACAGAUCCUGUCUUCGGGAACAAUUGAUAAUCAUUAUUGACCGCUCCAAGUUGCAUAUACUAGUAUAGGCUGUAAAAGGAUGAUUAAAUGUCAAAGGGAACUGUAUUACUGUUGCCUGGAAAAAAGGCGGUUACCUCAGGGCUUCAUUGUGAGCGACUCUAAAUGUGGAAAACUGUCUUUUGCGUGACACAAGGUAGUUAUCUAACACACACAGCAUAUGAAAUGAAUUUUCUUUUAAUAAUAAGCACCAAAGCACGGUAUUUCUGAAAAGGAUAACCUCAAUACAUUCAACUUUUAAUCUCAUUGCUGUCCCCAGGAAAGCAGAAUAGGAUAUGGCCAGCUUCAUUUCGACCCUUUGAUGUUUUUAAUGGGACAACUGAUGUUCAGUUUGGUGUGAAACAAGCUUUAACUCUGGAAGAAUGGGGGUGAGAGGGAUUGUACCAUUGCAUCCAUGAGUUUGGUACUUAGGAUUUUUGAACGGUAACUUUUAAAAGCAAUUUUUUUUUCUCAGAAUGGCAAACCCCGUAGCAUUUAUUUGAGUAAAGACCAUAGAAACGCAAAUGAGACAGUGAAGUUCUUUCUAAUUGUGAUCCUUCAGACCAUGAUCAUUUUAUGAGUGAGAUCUUUAGCACUGUUAUUAUAAUGAACUUGUUGACAAAUGUUCCAUUUGAAACUUGCUCCAAAAGUUUUUAAACAUGAGUAUUGUUGGGUUUUAAAAGCAAAAUUAAUUUAAAUAAUACUCACAAUUAUGUGGGCCCUUUGGUAUUUUCUUCUGAGCAUUGUCAAUUUAGCAUUCAUUCUUGAAUGGAUAUGGUUGCUGCUAAUAAGGAGUGGUUUGAGUUGGUCAUCAUUAGCUUGAAUUUAUGAAAUGCUAAGUGCUUUUGUUGGGUACUGAACAUAUUCAUUUCACGUUAAAAUAAUCAUUAGGAAGUGAAAGUUGAGUGUGCAGUACUUUACAGGAGGUGCUCAGAAUCAUAUGGUGUCUGGCCCUUUCUGUGUUAUGUUAUGGCAGUCGUAUUAACCUACAAUUGUCUUAAUGUUGAAACAAAAAUGUUACUCCUUUUUGUAAGAGCAAUGUAUCUUAAAAAAGCUUGUAAUUGAUGUGCAUCUAAAGGCCCACAGCAUGGCUGCAAAUGGGAAUGUUGAGGAUGGUUUCUUGGCCAGUUUCUCAUACUCCAUUUGUAGAUCUUUUGGUGAUGUGCAGCAGUCUCCACAUACAAGCUCUACAUUGUAAUCACAUUUAUUAUUUCAGCAUGCAGUGCAGCUUUCCUGUUCACUGCUGUGCAGAAGAUAAGAUUUUAAAUGUUGAGAGAGGAACUGAUGUGAAAAGACGACUUUGCAAGUGUUACUGUGUGGGAUGUACAUACAUAAGAAAAAAACCUCAAAGGCCUUUAGACUAACAUCAACUAAUCUUAUGUUCUAAAUGGUGACGUAGAACACAGUUACUUGUCUCUCCUAGGAGCACUAUAUAUAUGUUUAUAGAAAAAGCAUAAAAAUGUAUAUACUUUAUUCAAAGAUUUUGCUAUUUAUAAAUCCCUUAACUUUGCUAUUUACAUGAUCGUUUUGUGUGCGUGCGCGCAUGAGUUCCACUUACUGAGUGGAAUGACAGUAUUUGGUUAAUUUUUUAUAAUAGUCCUUGUCAUACAGCUUACUGUUGAAGGUUUUUAAAAUAGUUAAAGCUGUACAGUUUUCACCAAACAGAAAUUAGUGUUUAAAAAUAAAGCUGUGUGAAGAAGAAACAGGUCCCCAGGCAAGUUUCUUUUUCUGAAUCUUCUGAAACUUGAAGACGCAUUGGCUGUAUGUUGGCAGAUAAAUCCACUGCCGUAACUUUGUAUCCAGUUUCAUGUUUUUCCCACAGUUACUCAAGCAGAGUCCACUCUGAAAUUGC